Messenger RNA from Calypte anna (Anna's hummingbird), 2032 nucleotides. It is a transcript of the gene SHF, whose product is annotated as Src homology 2 domain containing F. Bases 47 to 1453 code for a protein of 468 amino acids. The record is from RefSeq and is a predicted model, not a curated record. NCBI's taxonomy places the organism in Eukaryota, Metazoa, Chordata, Aves, Apodiformes, Trochilidae. The transcript has 7 exons. Gene Ontology annotation, molecular function: phosphotyrosine residue binding.
CGGGGCGGGGGCCGGGGCCGGAGGGGCUCCGCAGUGCGUGGGCACCAUGGCUCGCUGGCUCCGCGAGCACCUGGGCUUUCGCAGCGCUAAGCCCGCGCCCCCCGCGCCGCCCAAACCCGACUACCGCGCCGGGCCGCCGCCGCAGCCGCCCCCGCCGCCCGGGGGCGCGGCCGAGCCGCUGGCCGCCGCCCAGCCCGACAUCGUGGCGGCCUACCGGCUGCAGAAGGAGCGCGACUUCGAGGACCCCUACAGCGGACCCCCGCCCGCCGCCCCCGACGGGCCCCGCUACGUCUCGCCCAAGCACCGGCUCAUCAAGGUGGAGGCGGUCGAGAAGGUGCCCGCCAGUCCCCCCCCGCCGCCGCUGCAGCCGCUGCCGCCCGCCGCCCCGAGCUCGCCCCCGGCCGGCCCCGAGCCGCCCGACGAGCCGCCGCAGGAGCUGGCUGUCCUAGAGGACUAUGCGGAUCCCUUCGAUGCGGCGCAGGUGGCUGGCAGCCAGGCAGGGCUGGAGAAGGUGACGGAGAAUGAUGGAUACAUGGAGCCAUAUGAAGCCCAGAAGAUGAUGGCUGAGAUCCGCCAGAAGGGCUUACGGGAGGCUCCUGCCCGGCCGCUGCACCUCUAUGACACUCCCUACGAGCCUGUGCUGGAGGGGGAUGGUGAGCGUCCGUCCUGCCAUCGGCCCAGGGAGUCCCGGUUGCCCGAGGAUGAUGAGCGGCCUCCAGAGGAAUAUGACCAGCCCUGGGAGUGGAAGAAGGAGAGGAUCUCCAAAGCAUUUGCAGCCCUUUCUUUCUCUCUUUCUCUUUCUGUCUCUUUCCCACCCACCCUUGCCCCCCAUCCAGUUGAGAUCAAGGUCAUUAAAGACCUGCCGUGGCCACCGCCCGUGGGACAGCUCGACAGUGGUGAAAGCCCCCCAGAUGGUGAGGCCGGUGCCUCGGUCCCCCCGCAGCACAGCCAGCCCAGCUACGAAGACGCCAACGGUCCAUCAGAGGGGCUGGGGUACGGCCGCACCUCGCCCUGCAGAGAGGAGAAGGCCCGGGCUGCCCUCAGGCAUGGCUCCAGCAGCCUGAAGACCACGAAGACGCUGAUGGCUGAGCCUGGCCCCUUCAUCGGGGAGAGGAUUGACCCUGCCCUGCCCCUGGAGAGCCAGUGUUGGUACCACGGGGCCAUCAGCAGGACCGACGCGGAGACACUGCUGCGGCUGUGCAAGGAGGCCAGCUACCUGGUGCGCAACAGCGAGACCAGCAAAAACGACUUCUCCCUCUCCUUGAAGAGCAGCCAGGGCUUCAUGCACAUGAAACUCUCCCGGACCCAGGAGAACAAGUACGUGUUGGGUCAGCACAGCCCACCCUUCGACAGUGUGCCGGAGAUCAUCCAUCACUAUGCCAGCCGCAAGCUGCCCAUCAAGGGGGCCGAGCACAUGUCCUUGCUGUACCCGGUGGCUAUCCGUACCCUAUAGUCCUCACCCCCACCCGCCAGGCUCGAGGCCGGGCGCACCUGAAGCCGUCCCGUCCGCAGGGCCGCGCGCUGCUGUGCCAAGGACGGGCUCCGGACCAGCGGCCCAUGAGCAGCUCGCUGGGCACAGCCGGCGCUGCUGGGGAUUGCUGCAGCCAGACCCCUCGCCCUGAUCUCUCGGGUGGGCUCCCGUGGGCUGCUUUGCCUCCUGGGAUGGCACCGGGGGGACCCCCACAGGAGGAGCCGAGGAGGGCUGGCUGGCUCCGGGCAGAGCUUGGGACACAAGGACUGGAGCUGGGGCCUGGGGGGGCCACGUGUGCUUAAAGGGGGAGACCGCCCAUUAGGGUGCCUCCAUCGGGGUGCCUGGCUCUGCCAAAUGGCUGUGCCAGCAGGUGAGAAAGCUGGCAGGGGGCAAGCAGGGGCCUGCCCAGGGCUAGUGAGGCAUGGGGGGUCAGGCUAGCAGUGGUCCCCACCCACAUGGGUGCUCCCUGCUCACUGCCAUCCUUUGCCAAAUGUAAAUAGUGACCGGUCUCUGCCACGUGUGCAGCACCAGCCUAAUAAAGUGGUGCAUGGUCGGCUCCUG